Anopheles darlingi is the source of this 1609-nucleotide messenger RNA. It is a transcript of the gene mus81, whose product is annotated as crossover junction endonuclease MUS81. Gene Ontology annotation, biological process: DNA catabolic process; double-strand break repair via break-induced replication; resolution of meiotic recombination intermediates. The transcript has 4 exons. Gene Ontology annotation, cellular component: Holliday junction resolvase complex; nucleus. The record is from RefSeq and is a predicted model, not a curated record. Gene Ontology annotation, molecular function: crossover junction DNA endonuclease activity; DNA binding; 3'-flap endonuclease activity. The coding region runs from base 39 to 1427 and encodes 462 amino acids. Lineage: Eukaryota; Metazoa; Arthropoda; Insecta; Diptera; Culicidae.
CUUUAGCAUUUUUGUCGUAAAAAUCGAGGAAAUUAACGAUGCCACCUGUGAAAUAUGAAAUUAAAAUUGUGAAACAUGUGCCAAGUGAUGUGCCGGGAUCGUCGAAAGAGUAUCGGAGGAUAAAGGCGCAUGCCAAGCGGCCGAAUCCAUUGUUCGAAGCGUGGCUGGAGGAGAUGAUCGCGCGUGCAGAGAAAAAAAACACGCUCGGGAAAAUCGCGCUCCAGAAAGCACUUACCUCGCUCCGCCGAUAUCCGUUACCGCUGGCAUCCGGCAGGGACUGUAUAGUGUUGGCCGAUUUCGGGAAAACCAUCUGUGAGAACCUCGAACGACGAUUGAAAAGCUAUCUAGCAGCCGGUGGUCGCGUGGAAACCGAUCAUCAGGCGUCCAUCGAGGCGAUACUCAACGAUGAAACGGGAGAACACUACAAAGAGCUCACGAAACCGUUCUGCACUGAGCCAGAGGAUAAUGCAGCAUGUGCCGAGGAUACUGGCGUGAUCGAUGAAGCUAUGAUGCCCAACGAUUCCAUCUUUGAUCAUAUUCCUAUCACACUAGAGGAUGACUUCGUUCGAGUGUCGAAUCCUCGGCCUAUCCUGCUGGUUGAUACGUGUGAAACGAUCGGUAAAUCGAAAAGCAGUCUCGACAAAACUCUGCAAGAGCUAGCCCAGUACUCGGUUGAGCACGAUGUGCGCAAGCUAAGCGUUGGAGAUUUUGCCUGGAUUGUUAAAGAUGACGCGGGUCGAGAGUUUCUGCUGCCGUACAUAAUCGAACGGAAGCGACUGGAUGAUUUGGCCAGCAGUAUUAAGGAUGGUCGAUUUCACGAACAAAAGUUUCGCCUCAAACAGUGCGGUCUACCGAAUGUGAUCUAUUUGAUCGAGCACUUGGGUAACAACCGGCAGGUCGGUGUACCCGAGGGUUCGCUUACGCAGGCUGCCCUCAAUACCUAUGUUCAGGAUUUUACCGUAAAGUACACGGAAAAUCACCACCAUACCGUGAUGUACCUCUCCGUUAUGACCAACUUGUUAAGCAACAAGCUAAAGAAUAAAGUGUUUCUCGACGUCACAAACCGAUCAGUAGAUGGUGAACCGAAUAACAGGACCACUCCCUUUAACAUCUCGGAUCAAACCGUGCCCCUGCUGUCGUUCGAGUAUUUCUACAAACAAUCUUCGAAGACACGCGACUGUUCGGUGCGAGAUGUCUUCAUAAAACAGCUACUGCAGAUUAAACUACUUACGAUCGAGAAAGUAAAUGCGAUCGUGGAACGUUACCCGACACCGCAAAGUUUACGCCGAGCGUACGAUCGGUGCCCUAGCGAAACGGAACGAAAGCGUAUGCUGAACUUAACGUACGGUCCGACCAAGCGUACCAUUGGCGAUAAGCUAAGCACCAUCAUCUAUCAGCUGUUUGCAAGUGAUCGUUAUGCACCUUAAAGCAUCAUCCCGCGUUGUGCUCACACAUCAUCGCCUUCUAGCCAGUUCCAAAAUGAUAAGGAGCCCCGGUGGUAGGUCGAUCGGAUAGCAGCACGAGCUUUAUUUACAUUUUGCAACCUCCUUGUAACCACUGCCGCCGGUCGCUACGGCGAUGGCAGGAAGUUAGGGAAGGAGCGAACCAU